This is a messenger RNA of Penicillium bovifimosum, 1164 nucleotides long. RefSeq lists its product as uncharacterized. The transcript has 3 exons. The record is from RefSeq and is a predicted model, not a curated record. NCBI's taxonomy places the organism in Eukaryota, Fungi, Ascomycota, Eurotiomycetes, Eurotiales, Aspergillaceae. The coding region runs from base 1 to 1164 and encodes 387 amino acids. Gene Ontology annotation, biological process: response to nutrient; branched-chain amino acid catabolic process. Gene Ontology annotation, molecular function: catalytic activity.
AUGGUUCUUUCACGCACCACAACGCGAUAUCUCGCUCAAGCUCCUCGGCGAUUCUACUCCGGAGCUCCUACACCUUCAGCAAAGCUAAACUUGCCUAUUGAUUACAAGACCUCUCCCAUAUUAAAUCACACCGCGGCUUCAUUGAGCCAAACCUCACAGUACCCUGCAAAUGCCACGAGUAAACGACUGAACCUCUACCAAGCGAUCAACUCAGCACUGCGAACAGCAUUGUCUAAAUCGGAUCGAACCAUCGUGUUUGGUGAAGAUGUUGGGUUUGGAGGUGUCUUCCGAUGCACAAUGGAUCUUCAGUCUGAAUUUGGUGGGGACCGAGUCUUCAAUACACCCUUGACAGAGCAAGGCAUCGCUGGUUUCGCUAUCGGAGCGGCAGCGGAAGGAAUGAAGCCUAUCGCUGAAAUCCAGUUUGCCGACUACGUCUUCCCUGCGUUUGAUCAGAUCGUGAACGAAGCUGCCAAGUUCCGGUAUCGAGAGGGCGGGACAGGCAUCAAUGUUGGAGGCCUUGUUUUCCGGAUGCCGUGUGGUGCAGUUGGACACGGUGCACUGUAUCACUCCCAGUCACCCGAGUCACUUUUCGCGCACAUUCCCGGACUGCGGGUAGUUAUGCCACGAUCGCCUGCUCAGGCAAAGGGACUCCUGCUGUCGUCGAUCUUCGAACACAACGACCCAGUGAUCUUCAUGGAGCCCAAGAUCCUCUACCGCGCGGCCGUGGAAUAUGUUCCGAACGAAUACUACACAAUUCCACUCAGCAAGGCUGAAGUCCUCAAGCCCGGCAAGGACCUGACCAUCAUUUCUUACGGACAGCCUCUCUACAAUUGCUCCUCUGCAAUCUCCGCUAUUGAAAAGACCAUGCCCGGUGUCAGCGUGGAGUUGAUCGACUUACGGACGAUAUACCCCUGGGAUCGACAGACCGUUAUUGACAGUGUGAAGAAGACGGGGCGAGCAAUUGUCGUACAUGAGAGUAUGAUCAACUACGGCGUGGGUGCGGAAGUAGCAUCAACGAUACAAGAGAGUGCGUUCUUGCGGCUUGAAGCGCCUGUGAAGCGGGUUGCUGGGUGGAGUACGCAUACCGGACUGACCUAUGAGCAAUUCAUCCUGCCCGAUGUUGCAAGGAUCUACGAUGCCAUCAAACAGAGCCUUGAGUAUUGA